AUGGAGACUGAAAAAGAAUUUAGUGUAGUAGACUUGGUCGACUCAGAUCCAAGGUUCAAGAGCCUUAAAGAUGAACUUUCUCGCUUCAAAAAGGGCUCCGAUGAGUAUUUUUUAGAACUUAUCAACUCCAUGCCUUUAUCCAGUUGGCCUAAAUAUACUGCCUUUCUAAAACAACAGGCCGUCCCUUUAGAAACUUCUAAUAAACCAGGUUACAGUCCCGUCUACAGAUCCUCCCUAUCCAAAAAUGAUCUAGUCACUUGUAUGGAUUCAAUCAAAUUGAAAACUUUCUAUGAUCACUUCCAAUUCGCAGUAAGAAGCUGGCCUCAGAAUGACUGUUUAGGUGUCAGACCUUACGACGAAAGCAGUGGCCAAUGGUUGGAUCAUUAUGAAUUCGAAGACUACGCUACUGUCAAUGAAAGAUCAAGAAAUAUAGGUAGCGGUAUUAUGACUUUGGUCAACACCAAACGUUUGAGAUCUUUAACCAGCAAUGAUUUCAUUGUCUCAAUCCUAUCCUUCAAUAGACCAGAAUGGGUCCUUACUGACUUGGCUUGUCAACAAUACUCAUUGACCAAUACUGCUUUAUACGAAACUUUGGGUCCUGAAACUUCAGAAUAUAUCAUGAAUUUAACCGAAUCUCCAGUCUUACUCUUUGCUAAAUCAAAUAUGUAUAGAGUAAUGGAAAUUAUUCCAAAACUAAAAUUUGUCAAUACUUUGGUGGUUCUAGAAGAUAUAGAUAAUGAAGAGUUAAAAAUUAUAAAUGAUUCAAUUUUUGCCCAUUCAAAAAACUCAUUAGGUGAAAAAGUUUCAUUGUUCUCUUUGAGACAAGUGGAAGAAAUUGGUAAAUUAAACCAAAUCCCUGUUAUCCCACCUACUCCAGAUUCUUUGUAUACUAUUUCAUUCACUUCGGGUACUACCGGUAUGCCAAAGGGUGUCGAAAUGACACACAGAAAUGUCGCUUCUGGUAUUGCUUUCGCUUUCUCAACUUUUAGAAUCCCAAAACAUAAAAGAGGUAAGCAAUUGCAUGAUAUGUGCUUCUUACCUUUGGCACAUAUCUUCGAAAGAAUGUUGCUAGCAUAUAACAUAUCCUCAGGUUUUGGUUUAGGUUUCUUGCACAAACCAGAUCCUGCGGUUCUAGUUGAGGAUUUGAAAAUUUUGAAACCUGAUGUAGUUUCAUUGGUUCCUCGUGUUUUAACUAAAUUCGAAGCUGGUAUCAAAAACGCUUUAGAAAAGUCUGGUUUCCAAAAGAAUGUUGCCUCCAAUAUUAUUGAAAUGAAACAAACUAGAAUUACCUCUAAGGGUGGUCCUGACAGAUCAUUAAUGAACUAUUUGAUCUACCAUCGUGUGCUAAUCGACAAGAUAAGAGAAUCACUAGGUUUAGAAAACGCUUCAUAUAUGGUCACUGGUUCAGCUCCAAUUUCUUAUGACACUUUGGUCUUUUUGAAGUCAUCAUUAGAUAUUGGUAUGAGACAAGGUUUCGGUAUGACAGAAUCCUUUGCUGGUGUUUGUUUGUCAGAACCUCAUGAAAAAGAUGCAGGAUCUUGUGGUGCCAUUGGUAUCAGUUCAGAAUGUAGAUUGAAAUCGGUCCCAAGCAUGGGUUACGAUGCAGAGAAGGAUCUAAAAGGUGAAUUACAAUUACGUGGUCCUCAAAUUUUCAAGAGGUACUUUAAGAGAGAAGAUGUCACCACAGAAUCUUUCGAUGAAGAAGGUUGGUUUUCAACUGGUGAUGUUGGUAGAAUCGAUGAAAAAGGUCGUCUUUACGUCAUUGACCGUGUCAAGAAUUUCUUCAAGUUAGCUCAAGGUGAAUACAUCGCACCAGAAAAGAUCGAAAACAGUUACUUGUCUUCCUGUCCUUUAAUUACUCAAAUUUUUGUAUUUGGUGACUCCCUACAAACCUACUUGGUAGGUGUUGUAGGUAUUGACCCAGAUAUGGUUCAACAAGCAUUAAUCAAAGAAAACCCAUCAGUCAAAAACAUGAGUGCUUCUCAAUUAGUUGAAGCACUAAAUUCUGACUCAAAAUUAAGAAAACAAUUAUUAUCAAUAAUGAACACUUUUAUCAAAGGUUUGCAAGGUUUCGAAAAAGUACACAACAUUUACGUUGGUUUGGAACCAUUAAGAGUUGAAGACGAUGUUGUCACCCCAACUUUCAAGAUUAAACGUCCAAAGGCAACAAAAUUCUUCAAAGAUCAAUUGGAUGCUCUAUACGCAGAAGGUUCAAUCAUCAAAAAUGGUAACUUAUAA
Messenger RNA from Vanderwaltozyma polyspora DSM 70294, 2238 nucleotides. RefSeq names its product medium-chain fatty acid-CoA ligase FAA2 (gene FAA2). Gene Ontology annotation, molecular function: long-chain fatty acid-CoA ligase activity. Bases 1 to 2238 code for a protein of 745 amino acids. Lineage: Eukaryota; Fungi; Ascomycota; Saccharomycetes; Saccharomycetales; Saccharomycetaceae. The transcript has a single exon. Gene Ontology annotation, biological process: long-chain fatty acid metabolic process. The record is from RefSeq and is a predicted model, not a curated record. Gene Ontology annotation, cellular component: endoplasmic reticulum; membrane.